AGGGGGGAGGUUCGGGCGGGUGGAGGGGACAGGUCCGGGCAGCGCUCGGGGGUUGGCACCGGUUCGCGCACCCGUUCAAGCGGCAGCACUCGCUCGUCCCAGCAGUCCCCGCUGACCGCGCUAGCUGCGGCGUCUGCGCUCUCGUACCCCGCGCUCAUCCGCACUCGUCCUGGCGUCCGACCUCACCAUGCCUAGCCUUUGGGACCGCUUCUCGUCGUCGUCCUCCCCUUCGUCCUCCUCCGGAACUGCCACCCCGGAUCGGCCGCCGCGCUCAGCCUGGGGGUCGGCGGCCCGAGAGGAGGGGCUUGACCGCUGUGCGAGCCUGGAGAGCUCGGACUGCGAGUCCCUGGACAGCAGCAACAGUGGCUUCGGGCCGGAGGAAGACUCCGCGUACCUGGACGGGGUGUCCCUGCCCGACUUCGAGUUGCUCAGCGACCCCGAGGAUGAGCACCUGUGUGCCACCCUGAUGCAGCUGCUGCAGGAGAGCCUGUCCCAGGCGCGGCUGGGCUCGCGGCGGCCCGCGCGCCUGCUGAUGCCCAGCCAGCUGGAGAGCCAGGUGGGCAAGGAACUCCUGCGCCUGGCCUACAGCGAGCCGUGCGGCCUGCGGGGGGCGCUGCUGGACGUCUGCGUGGAGCAGGGCAAGAGCUGCCACAGCGUGGGCCAGCUGGCCCUCGACCCCAGCCUGGUGCCCACCUUCCAGCUGACCCUCGUGCUGCGCCUGGACUCACGCCUCUGGCCCAAGAUCCAGGGGCUGUUCAGCUCGGCCAACUCAACCUUCGUCCCUGGCUUCAGCCAGUCCCUGACGCUGAGCACGGGCUUCCGUGUCAUCAAGAAGAAGCUGUACAGCUCGGAGCAGCUGCUCAUUGAGGAGUGUUGAGCCCUCAGUCUGGGGGCGGGGCCCACACUGCCCCCCACCCCCACGGCAGAGACCGCUGAACUCUGGGGUUGAGACUAGAGCGCCGGAGCCGAGAGACCGCUGUCUGCCUGCGGUUAGGAGACGGACAACAGCCGCCCGAGGGGAGGAAGGUGGAGGUGCAACAGUGUUCUCCAGGCAGCUCCCCGGCUGUGUGUGCAGGUGGCUCCCGGUUGGGGCGCGCGCCCCGCAGUACUGUAGCAUGAAACAAAGGCGUAGGGGCCGGCCAGGCUUCUGGCUGGCUGUGUAUGUAGCAUGUACCGUAUUAUUUUGUAUUAUUACUGACAGUUUAAGACAAGCAGUAGUGCGACAGAGCCAGGAGGGCAGCUGGGCUGUGCUGGGCUCUGCCAAGGGCUGUGUGCUGACGGCAGCCUGUGGAGGGAGGGGGGCGGUCAGGGAGGCGGUUUGUGUGUAUCCUGGGCUGAGGGGCCCUGAGCGUGUUUGUCAUUUGUUUUGUAUCUUGUCUCUGGUGGAGCUUCACUACUGACCUGUGUUCUGGGCAGCUAUCUCACAGACGGGUGAAUGUCAGAGGAGGAAGGGGUGGGUGCGGGGACCCCUGGCGAGCCCUGCCACCCCCGGGAGCUGCCUUCAGCCCGUCCCGCCUCCUACGGAAGAGCUGAGCUGUGAGGGGAAGGGGCCGAGGCGGAGUGGGGGCUGGAACCCCUCCCCGCAGGAGUGCCAUCUGGGUCUUCCAUCUAGAACUGUUUACAUGAAGAUUCUCACUGUUCAUGAAUACACUUGAUGUUCAAGUAUUAAGACCUAUGCAAUAUUUUUUACUUUUCUAAUAAACAUGUUUGUUAAAACAA
Messenger RNA from Lepus europaeus (European hare), 1719 nucleotides. RefSeq names its product DNA damage inducible transcript 4 (gene DDIT4). Gene Ontology annotation, molecular function: 14-3-3 protein binding. The transcript has 3 exons. Gene Ontology annotation, cellular component: cytoplasm. Lineage: Eukaryota; Metazoa; Chordata; Mammalia; Lagomorpha; Leporidae. The record is from RefSeq and is a predicted model, not a curated record. The coding region runs from base 188 to 877 and encodes 229 amino acids. Gene Ontology annotation, biological process: response to hypoxia; negative regulation of TOR signaling; apoptotic process.